ACCGAGGUUUUACAGAGAAAGGCACACGAAUGUGAUUCUAGUAAAGAUACAGUAGGUUCUCACGGAAUCCCUUUACGCACAUAGCUGGCCAGGUUUUUUCCCAGCACCAAUCCUCUCCUUUUCUCUCCACUCCCCUCUGCUGUCCCCACCCCUGAUUCCCGUGCAAUUUUCCCCAAUCCCAAACACUUAAUUGAGCAAUUGGUAUUCCUCACGUGUGGGCUGAUUUGUAGUUUGAACACGUGGCUCAUUCAAAAAAGCCGGAAUAGGAGAGGAUUUUUUUUUCUCCCCCUUCUUCUUCAUAUUCUAGGUUGUUGAUUUAGAGGCGGGCGCCAGCCUUACCGUGUGUGACAUUCUCUGUCUCUUUGCCAAGGGGUUUGGAGGAAGACACAAAGUAGUUUCUCCUCCUUUUUGCCCAGCCCGCCAUCGUUUGGAGACACGAGAUUAAUAAUUGAGCGUUUAUUUAUUGCGCGAUAGAGACAGAGGGGCGAGGGAGCGCAAACGCACUGCGAGGCUGCCAGUUUAAAUCUAUCUGUGGCUUGAACUACCGGGAAGCACGCCACAGCCACUCCGUAGCAGUAAAGGCGAUUUAAGCUACUUCAAACACUGCACAUCCGUGAGAGCAAAUAACUAUCUCCCUCAGCGUAAAGCUUGUCCCUUUUCGGCGUAGAACAUGAAUAAGCUAUACAUUGGCAACGUGAGCGCAGAGGCGAGCGAGGAGGACUUCGAAACUAUCUUUGAGCAGUGGAAGAUUCCGCACACUGGUCCAUUUCUUGUUAAAACUGGCUAUGCGUUUGUGGAUUGCCCGGACGAAAAGACCGCAAUGAAGGCCAUCGAUGUUCUUUCAGGUAAAGUUGAACUCCAUGGGAAAGUUCUGGAAGUGGAGCACUCUGUCCCCAAACGUCAAAGGAGCUGUAAGCUACAGAUCAGGAACAUCCCGCCUCACAUGCAGUGGGAGGUUUUGGACAGUAUGCUCGCUCAGUAUGGUACAGUAGAGAGCUGUGAACAAGUAAACACUGAGACAGAGACUGCAGUAGUCAACGUUCGAUAUGCAGCCAAGGACCAAGCCAGGCUGGCUAUGGAGAAGCUGAAUGGAUCUAUGAUGGAGAACUAUGCCUUGAAAGUGUCCUAUAUCCCAGAUGAGACUGCUGCACUAGAGGGUGCUUCUGCAGGGGGCAGGAGAGGCUUUAACGCCCGUGGCCCCCGUCGUUCCAGCUCUCCAAGUCUGGGCGCCCGGCCCAAGGUGCAGUCAGACAUCCCACUGCGCAUGCUGGUUCCAACGCAGUUUGUGGGUGCAAUUAUUGGCAAGGAGGGCGCCACUAUCCGCAACAUGACCAAACAGACCCACUCAAAGAUUGACAUCCAUAGGAAAGAAAACGCAGGUGCAGCAGAAAAGCCUAUCACAAUUCACUCCACACCUGAAGGCUGUUCGAGCGCUUGCAGAACCAUCAUGGAGAUCAUGCAAAAGGAAGCCCUCGACACAAAGUUUACCGAGGAGAUCCCACUGAAGAUCCUUGCACACAACAACUUUGUUGGGAGACUAAUUGGAAAGGAAGGACGCAACCUGAAAAAAAUUGAGCAGGACACUGGGACCAAGAUCACAAUCUCACCGCUCCAGGACCUGACCCUGUACAACCCAGAGCGGACCAUCACAGUGAAGGGUUCCAUUGAGGCAUGCUCAAGAGCUGAGGAGGAGGUGAUGAAGAAAAUCAGGGAAUCAUAUGAGAGUGACAUGGCUGCUAUGAACCUACAGUCCAACCUGAUUCCAGGCUUGAAUCUAAACGCUCUGGGUUUGUUCCCCAGUGGUGCAUCGGGCAUGGGUCCCUCCAUGUCCAGUGUCCCACCUCCUGGAGCUCAUGGUGGAUGCUCAUCAUUUGGACAGGGACACCCAGAGUCGGAGACGGUUCACCUGUUCAUCCCUGCUCUUGCAGUGGGAGCCAUCAUCGGAAAACAGGGUCAGCACAUCAAACAACUGUCGCACUUUGCCGGAGCUUCAAUCAAGAUUGCCCCUGCAGAAGGAAUGGAUGCCAAACAGAGGAUGGUCAUCAUCGUUGGACCGCCAGAGGCUCAGUUUAAGGCUCAGUGUCGCAUCUUUGGCAAGCUGAAGGAAGAAAAUUUCUUUGGACCUAAAGAAGAGGUUAAACUAGAGGCUCACAUAAAGGUUCCCUCCUUUGCUGCUGGACGAGUCAUUGGGAAGGGUGGAAAAACGGUAAAUGAGCUGCAGAACUUGACAUGCGCAGAGGUGGUGGUGCCAAGGGACCAGACGCCUGAUGAGAAUGACCAGGUUAUAGUAAAGAUCAGCGGACACUUCUUUGCAUGCCAGCUGGCCCAGAGGAAGAUCCAGGAGAUCCUGGCCCAAGUGAGGAGACAGCAGCAGCCCAAACCCACAUCUGGAGCCCAGCCUCCACUGUCUCGCAGGAAGUAAAGACCCAGUGGGUCUGCGAGAAUGGUGACUCCAUCUGCCAGAGGACUUGACACGUGGCCAGAUGGCACAAGAGUCCAGGGGGAGGAGAUGAUGACCGAGGGUCGAAAUGCUCAUCUUGGGGGUCAGAGGGUAUCAGAACCCAACCAAACAUCCACCCCUCGUCUUACUUGAUAAGGCUUCAAGUGUGGCUAACAAGACCCUUGCCUCUAGACUUCAUCCACCGCAUCUCAGAGAAUGUACUUCUGAGGGCUCCCAACAUCACAUGCCCUUACGUGCCCCUUGACUGCUCCUCUCCUCCCCUCACGGGUGUGUUUAGAGGAAAAGAAAAGAUUAUAAUAAAAUAAAUAUACCCCCCUUCUUUUUUUUUUACACUAGAAACACAAAGAAGAAAUAAGGAUCCUCCUAUCACCUUCUUGGUGUGGUACUUCAAACCUGAAAGUGUCUUGGCUGACUUCAGAUUUAGUUCACACUUGCGUUUUUUUUUUAAUGUGUUUUUUUUGUUUGUUUUUUUGUAGCAUUUAAUUCGUUGAAGAUUCAUCAUGAGUUUUGUGUGGGAAGGAAAAAAGGCAUUGCUAUCAAGGUAUUGCUAUCAAGGUUCUGAUUGGCUCAACAGACAGGUUUAUGGGGGGAGGUUGGCUCAGAUUAGGUGGGCCAGGUAUAGGGGAAAGAAUAUUGUUUCAGGACGGGGCCCCUGAAAGGGUGAAAUAUAUUGGGUGUCCUG
This is a messenger RNA of Monopterus albus (swamp eel), 3143 nucleotides long. It is a transcript of the gene igf2bp3, whose product is annotated as insulin-like growth factor 2 mRNA binding protein 3. Lineage: Eukaryota; Metazoa; Chordata; Actinopteri; Synbranchiformes; Synbranchidae. The coding region runs from base 671 to 2422 and encodes 583 amino acids. The transcript has 15 exons. Gene Ontology annotation, molecular function: RNA binding. The record is from RefSeq and is a predicted model, not a curated record.